GUCCUGAACUGAUUGGGUUUAUGAACUGGAGUGGGCAAAUAUCAACAUUACUCACCAGCCACAGCCAAGUCCAAAAUCACCUGUCAAGAGUAAAGUAAAGAAGGACAGUGGAAAUCGCCCAAGUCAACUCAGAUGGUUUCUAACGUUCUCCAAAAACUUAUUGUUUCAAACGACAUGAAAAGCCUUUGAAUCAGAAAGCUACGAUCUUCGUUCACCAACGGUAAUGACAACAAUGUCAAAUUCUCCUCAAUUCUUCUCUCGCUUCAAGAAAACCUCCCAAUCCCUAAAAGCUAGCCUUCAUCCGUGGUCCCUUUUCCUAGAUCUCACCUCUCUCAACCUCCCAUCCUCCAUUCCCGACUCCACUACUCGCAUAACUCAGAACUUCACUCAUUUUCGCACUAAUUACUCGAUAAUUGUCUUGCUCGUCCUCUUCUUCAGUCUCCUCUAUCAUCCUCUCUCCCUAAUCGCCUUCUUUUUCACGCUCGUCGCUUGGGUCUUUCUCUACUUCUCUCGCGAGGAGCCGCUCAGCGUUUUCGGUUACCAGGUGAAUGAUUUGCUGGUUCUAGUUGCGCUUUUUGCGGUUACGCUUUUGGUGUUGGUUUGGAGUGGCGUUUGGCUUAAUGUAGUGGUUUCGGUUGGAAUCGGUGUGGUUUUGGUGUUUUUACACGCGUUGCUGAGGAGCACGAAUGAUCUUGUGGCGGAUGAUAUGGAAACGUCAUCGUAUGUGAACCUGCUUUCUGAUGAUGAUAGCCCAAGAGGGGGCUUGUAGCGGUACUUUAUCUUUUCUUCUUCUUGGAAAAGAUUCCUGCUUUUCUUUAAUAGGAUUUACAAACAUAAUUGCUGUGUGUGUGAACGUCUUUGAGAUCUCCUAACUUUGCUGAUUCCUGUUUUUGAAUUUCUUGAUAAAAGAAUUGAGUUAGUAGUAGUAAGAAAUUACAAGAGAAUUCAAUGGAUAGCAAGGAAUUGAUGCUAUAGUUUUGUAAUGUUAGGAAAUUGUUAUGAUACAGGAAUUUGCAUCUUUCUAAUAUCAUUCAUCAGAAUUUGUUUUCUUU
Hevea brasiliensis (rubber tree) is the source of this 1052-nucleotide messenger RNA. Its product is annotated as PRA1 family protein D-like. The transcript has a single exon. The coding region runs from base 224 to 769 and encodes 181 amino acids. The record is from RefSeq and is a predicted model, not a curated record. NCBI's taxonomy places the organism in Eukaryota, Viridiplantae, Streptophyta, Magnoliopsida, Malpighiales, Euphorbiaceae. Gene Ontology annotation, biological process: vesicle-mediated transport. Gene Ontology annotation, cellular component: endoplasmic reticulum; Golgi apparatus.